UUGGAAUCGACUCAUGGCUAAACCACCAAGAGGGAAACUGGGUAUAGAGUUUAAGCUUACAGGAAAAUAUAUGGUCACAAUUGGACUACUAAUGGCCCUUAUUUUGGCAAGAGGUAGUGCUCUCAAUAGCCCUUUGGUGAGAACAAGUCAAACUGGAUUAAGGAUACCGACAAAUGCCCCUGUGCUUACGCAGAGUCAAAGCAGUGGAGAAGAAGAUGUCGUUGUAUUAGAAUCCGGCAUCAUCGGAAUUAUUUGGGAUGCAAUUAUGUGGCUUUUGACGAUAAUUUGGAAGGGACUUGUAUGGCUCGGUGAGAAAAUUUGGGCUCUCAUGUUGAUAAUCCCAUGGUGGUUGGUGCUAAAGAUUACACUUGUACUUAUCGUCAUUGCUGUUAUAACUGCAGUUGUAGGGUAUUUUGUAAUGAGAAUUUGGCUAAAGCACAGGCAGUCUACGAAUUAUGACUACAAUAUUUUUGACGACCCAGAACUAUCAGCAAUGGAUAAAUUAUCAUUAAGGAAUCUACGCAUAGAAAUUCCGUCUAGUUUGGCAAAAUUGAUAUCCUCUAGUAAAGGAUCAGCUCAGCAUAAUGGACAGCAGAUUAUUUUUAAUCAGGCUCCAGGAAGGACACUCGCUGUUAGGCUGAACUCUUCAAUCGGACAAUGCAGACAGUACAAAUACUUUGAGAUAGAUUUAGUAGAAAAUUCAGAUGAUUCUGCUGUGUAUAUUGGCUUAUGAGAGAAACAAAACUUUCAUAAUGACCAGUUGCCAGAUACUGCUGAUACAACUGUGAUUUUUGAUGGAACUACUGGCGAUGUCCAGGUUGGACAGAAAAAUAAAUAAAUUUAACUACCAAAUGAAAUAUUUCGGAGAUGUAGGAGGCCUUCUCUUAUACAAAGAUUUUGAAGAUUCCGAAGAUAGAUGAGAGGUAGUUCCCACAAGUAACGGGACUCUUUGUAAUAACCUUGAAAUGCCUGAUGAAAUUCAGUCACGCAAGACUUUUCUGAGCAAGCAUUAUAAGAAAUAAAAAGAAAUCGAAAACCAAAGCGGCUGACAAAAAGGAGGAUAAAGAGAAAGAUAAGUUAGAGAAGAAAAGAAAGAAGGAAAUGAUGAAGCAUAAGUUGUUCAUACCAAAUCAUAAAGGGCUUUAUCCUUUCAUUGCUUGAGAUGGGCCAUGCACCUUCGACGUAAAUUUUGGAAGACAAGUUUUCCAUUGCCAUCAUGAAGAGUUUGAAAAAGGAUUAAUGCAGUAA
Molecule: messenger RNA, 1248 nt
Organism: Moneuplotes crassus
Lineage: Eukaryota; Ciliophora; Spirotrichea; Euplotida; Euplotidae
Source: the annotation of a GenBank genome assembly